AUGGAGGUGACGACUGGAGUGGCCGGGCUUGUCAUUUUUGCCAUCGAUGCGGCCUUUAAGCUGACGAAUCUGGUCAAUGAAAUCCGAGACGCGCCCGACGAUAUUCGCGAUCUGGGGUCGAACCUCAUAUCCCUUGCAACGAUUUUGAACAGCACAAAGACAUUGUGCUCGCUGGACGAGUUUAAAGACGUCGAUGAGCUGCUGUCGGAAACUCUGAUGAGCUGCGUGAAACAGUGCGAGGAUGCCAGCAGCAGCCUGUACGAUGAGCUGAGCGCCUUCAAGCCUCGCACGCCGACGACACCUGGCGUGUUAGAGAGGCGGAGUUUGCGACAAAAGGUGCACUGGUCCUGGCGGCAAAAGUCGAGGCAGGCUCUUAAAACGAGACUGUUUGAUUCUAGAGACAACCUGAACAUGGCCAUCACCGUCCUCAAUGGUACGGUGGCCGGCAAAGGGUACCAUGCGAUUCGCAUGGACAUUGCCGAGCUCAACAUGAAGUUGGACCGGGGCGCGAGCCCUCUGAGCCGUGCUACCCGGCAGCGCUUUCGCGACAAGCUAGAAGACGAUCUGAGAAGCGUGACGAGUGAUAGUCAGGUCGUAAGCGUAGCGGGCAGGACAGAUAUGAAUUUCGGGAUCCGCAACUACUUUGAUCGCCUAGAGGUCGCCACGAUCCCAGCGGCUCCUCCGCCUAUUGACUCGCUUCCAGAGCAGGCCGGCAGUGCUGCAGACACGGAAGAAGCUGUCGGUAACGGGUCUGCGCGCGCGCCAAAAACACUCUUAGAAGCUGUGACGUCUGGAGACCGAGCCGCCGUGGAGUAUGUGCUGUCCCAGGACGCUGGCCUGAACCAGCGAUCACCAGAAGGCCAGACUGUGUUGCACAUUUGCGUCUCGUACGACGACAGGGAAACGGCAGACAUUCUCAUCAAGCAUGACACGAGCAUCAUCAACAGGAAGAACUCUCGCAGCGAGACCCCUUUCCAGUUCGCCUUGCUAGAGCAGUCCUGGAACGUAGCUGGCCUUCUCAUCGAGCGGGGCUGCUCCAUGGGCCAGUUCGCCACGGAAUUCUUCACUUGGCUGCCGCAGCAUGUGAUGGAUCUGGAUUCCGUGCAGCCCGUCAUCUGGGCUUGCGCAAAGCGACUGGGGAGCGGCAUCGGCUCGACACCGCUUCUGCAUCGAGCUAUCGAGCGUGGUGACACACGGUCUCUCGAGAUUCUACUACAGCAGGGGCUCAACCCUGAUCUUCCCGAGGCGGACACAGGGUUGCGGCCGAUCCAGGUCGCCGUGGUGCUGGAGCAGCGGGAGCACGCCAGGCUCUUGAUCGAACACGGCGCCGCGCUCAACAGGUUUAUCCCGGCGACGAUCGCCACGGACAAAAUUCAACCACAGCACGAGCGCGAAUACCACAGCCGGUGCCGCGCGCUGUUGUAUGACGCCUCGCUUCUGCAGAUCUCCAUCCUGUUCAACAGGGACGAUACACCAGCCAUGAUGCAGCUCCUCCUGGACAACGGGGAGGAUCCGGACUCCAAGGUGGGAGGGACCGCCAACCUCCUCACGCACCUCUAUCUCGAGUCCCAGUGGGUCUACGCCCAGGCCAUCAUACGCGCGGGCGGCGACGUCAAUGGGCGUGGUCCAGACGGCUCGACGACGAUGCACUGGGCGGCGCACAUGAACAACGCGCCCCUCAUCAAGAUGCUGCGAGACUACGGCGCCGACGUCAACGCCAGGCAUCCGGGCAAGGACGACUCAACACCCCUCAUGCUCGCUGUGCAACACAGAGCGAGGGCGGCGGUCAUGACACUGCUCGACGCAGGGGCGAAUGCCAGAAUGACAGACGUGUGGGGUGCCACGGCACUCGGAAACGCGGAACAUCUGAAGUCGGAUCCAGAGUGGGCAACUACCCUGUCGGCACUGAGAAAGGCAACCAUGCAGUCAGCCAAGACGAAGCCGCUCUUCGUUCUUGUCAGCGGUGAGGAACGGGAGACAUCGAACCCAAAAGGAUGGUGA
Molecule: messenger RNA, 2001 nt
Organism: Verticillium nonalfalfae
Lineage: Eukaryota; Fungi; Ascomycota; Sordariomycetes; Glomerellales; Plectosphaerellaceae
Exons: 4
Coding region: 1-2001 (666 amino acids)
Molecular function (GO): protein binding
Source: RefSeq, a predicted model, not a curated record